AUGUCGCAGCGGCUCGCAAAGAAGCCAGCGGGCAGUAGCGGCGAGGGCUCACGGCAUUUUGGCCCAAUGUUCAACAAGGAUCUGGGCCAACACAUUCUUAUCAACCCACUGGUUUCGCAGGGCAUUGUCGACAAGGCGCGGCUGAAGCAGACAGACACCGUGCUCGAGGUCGGCCCGGGAACUGGUAAUUUGACGGUGAAAAUCCUUGAGCAGGCGAAGCGGGUGAUUGCAUGUGAGGCUGAUGCCCGACUGGCGGCCGAGCUGACAAAGCGCGUGCAGGGCGGGCCAUUCCAGCACAAGCUGGAGAUCAUCCACGGCGACACGCUGCCUUUCUUCGACGUGUGUAUCUCUAACACGCCGUACCAGAUCUCCUCGCCACUGACGUUCAAGCUGCUCUUCCACCGGCCGAUCUUCAGAUGUGCCGUGCUGAUGUUCCAGCACGAGUUCUCGCUGCGGCUGAUCGCGCGGCCGGGCGACUCGCAGUACGGGCGGCUGUCGUCAAUUGCCAGUUUCGAGAGCAGCGUCGUGCGCAUCGAGCCACUGGACCCGCCGCCUCCCGUUGACUUUGAGGAAUGGGACGGCAUGGUGCGCAUCGCUUUUUCGCGCAAGAACAAGACGCUGGCCGCCAACUUCAAGUCGACCGCGACCAUGCAGAUGCUCGAGGACAACUACAAGACGUUCUGCGCCUCCAACGAGUUGAUGAUUGAGCCCGACUUUGACAUCAAGACCAAGGUGCUGGGCGUGCUCGAGCAGCUGAGCUUCUCUGACACGCGUGCGGCUAAGAUGGACGGCGUUGACUUCCUCAGGAUGCUGUCGGCCUUCCACGACGCCAAUAUCCACUUCUGCUAA
Messenger RNA from Kickxella alabastrina, 849 nucleotides. RefSeq names its product dimethyladenosine transferase. Gene Ontology annotation, biological process: rRNA methylation. Lineage: Eukaryota; Fungi; Kickxellomycota; Kickxellomycetes; Kickxellales; Kickxellaceae. Gene Ontology annotation, molecular function: rRNA (adenine-N6,N6-)-dimethyltransferase activity. The record is from RefSeq and is a predicted model, not a curated record. The transcript is spliced from 3 exons. Gene Ontology annotation, cellular component: mitochondrial matrix. Bases 1 to 849 code for a protein of 282 amino acids.